Messenger RNA from Nicotiana attenuata, 740 nucleotides. Its product is annotated as dormancy-associated protein 1-like. NCBI's taxonomy places the organism in Eukaryota, Viridiplantae, Streptophyta, Magnoliopsida, Solanales, Solanaceae. The transcript has 3 exons. The record is from RefSeq and is a predicted model, not a curated record. The coding region runs from base 68 to 442 and encodes 124 amino acids.
CAUUAUUCUAUUUAUUCUUUACACUAAAAAAUACAGAGUUAAAGAGAGAAAAAAAAUAGUGAAGAAAAUGGUGUUAAUUGAAAAGCUGUGGGAUGAUGUUAUGGCCGGACCUCAACCAGAUAAAGGCCUCGGCAAACUACGAAAGAGUAUAACUGUCAAAACUACUGGUGGGGAAGGUGGAGAAGGAUCAGGUAAGUACUACCAAAGGUCACUGUCGAUGUCGGGGAGCCCAACGACGCCGGGAACUCCGGUGACACCGACUACUCCGUCGCCAACGGCGGCGGCGAAGAAAGAGAAUGUGUGGAGGAGUGUAUUCAACCCUGGAAGCAAUAUUGCUACCAAGAGAAUUGGUGCUGAAGUCUUUGACAAACCCUCUCACCCCAAUUCUCCCACUGUUUAUGACUGGCUUUACAGUGGGGAGACUAGAUCCAAGCAUCAGUGAGAAGUAAAGAGAAGUUAUAUGUAAAUAACGUAUUUUCCGUUAGUUUCCUUUCCUUUUCUUGUGGGGAGAGUUGUUUUGCCACUGGAAAAUGGAAUAGUGAAUUUCAGUAUUAUGUUUUCUGCUGAGUAUUAUAAGUAUUAAUUAAGUACUAACUAGUUAUGUGUAAUUAGAUUUUGAAAGCUAACUUGAGCUUCAGUUGCUUUCCAGCUACUACUAAUAUAUGAAUUAGUAGUAGACUAGUAAUGUAAUGUUCUUUUGCUAUGUAUUUUGGAAUAAGAAGCUUUUUGUGUUUUUGUUA